CCGGCGGAAGGCCCACCACCAGUCGGCAGUCGCGUUAAAAAGGGUUUCCUUGGACCUUUUCUCGCGCGAAAACAAAGCAAUAAACGAGAGGCACGCGGCGCCGCCGUCGACUUUGACCGCCGACAAGCUAUCCUCUGCCGCUGCUAUGCUAGAGACCCAUCAUCCCUGCAGGCACUGCCCUAGCUCUCACGUACAUGGGUCAAACCUACUCCUCCCGGCAUGUCCACACGCCGCCGAUCCGAUCGAUAUAUGCAGCCACCAGCCCAGCAGCCGAACGAGUGCUGCUGCCUCUAAGUACGUACUGUACACACCCAGGAAACUAAAGACCUCCAGGAGUAGUCGUCGUCCUCCGAUCCGAUCCUAUUCCUUUCAUCGAUCGAUCUUCUAGCUACGAGUGUACCAACCUACCAUGGGCAAUAAUGGCUGCCUCCUGCUCGCGCCGCGCUGCUUCCUGCUGUCGUGUCGGCGGCGGAAGGCGCGGCUGGUGCUGUGGGGCGGGGAGACCCGGGCGGCCCGGCACGGCAAGCUGGCGGGGCAGGUGAUGAUGGACGUGGCGGGCACCGUGGUGUGCCGCGCCGACGCCUUCUACCUGGGGCGCCCGGCGCCCGUGCUGGCCAUCGAGGACAGGCUCCUGGGCGGCGCCACCUACCUGGUGCUCCCCGUGGACCGCCUCCCGCAGGGCUACGACGCGCUGACCGCCGCGUCCCUGGCCGCGCUCUCCUACGGCAGCAGGCGGCCCGGAGGCGGGUCCGGCUCGGCGUCGUCGCCGUCCAUCGCGGGAGGCGCCCGGAGCCCCUUCGAGUACGUCAAGGGCGACGACGGGCGCACCGUCAUCAAGGUCACGCCCGAGUUCCUCGUCGGGGCCAUCACGGCGGCGGACACCAAGGAAGCCGGCGAGGCGUGCGCCGGCGGGGCGCUGUGCAGCACGCCCGAGCUGCGGAAGCACUACGAGCAGCUGGUGGGCGCCGCCAGGGGCCGCGCGUGGUCGCCGCGCCUCGACACCAUCAAGGAGCGCAAGGGCAGGAGGGCCCUCGCCCUCGCCGCGGUCGUCAGCCCCGGCAGGCUGUCGCCGGUGGCCGUCACCAGGCUCCUCGGCCUGGACGCCGCCAAAGCAGAAACCACCACCAGAUAGCGAUCGAUCUCUGAUCCAGCGCUAGCUCAACUGCAUGCGCAUGCAAAAGGGACCUGAUCUCGGAUGGAAAUGCAUGGAUCGGAGGAAGCAAUCGAUUCUUGGAUGUCUCUAUCUGGAUCGAUAGACGAUAGUCCAGUCCAGUCCAGUCGAGUGCGCGCGCGUAGAACCGGGUUAGUUUCUGUAAUUACUCCUCUCUUUCGAAUCAUGAUGAGUCGUCGUUCUAAUUUUUUUUAGAUUUCUACUAUAUACGUAAAAAGAUCUUAUCUAGAAAAGAAAAGUUAGAACGUGUUACCAUCAGCGAACGAAGAGAGUAUUAUGUGUAAAUCUUGUAUUUGUUUGUACAGUAAGAGAAAAUUGAACUCUACAUAGAUUAUCUC
Zea mays is the source of this 1509-nucleotide messenger RNA. RefSeq lists its product as uncharacterized. The record is from RefSeq and is a predicted model, not a curated record. The transcript has a single exon. NCBI's taxonomy places the organism in Eukaryota, Viridiplantae, Streptophyta, Magnoliopsida, Poales, Poaceae. Bases 410 to 1132 code for a protein of 240 amino acids.